This is a messenger RNA of Rotaria sp. Silwood2, 1671 nucleotides long. Lineage: Eukaryota; Metazoa; Rotifera; Eurotatoria; Philodinida; Philodinidae. The record is from the annotation of a GenBank genome assembly.
AUGCUGCCAACACAAGAAAAUAUAGCCAUACAAACGGAUAUAUUACCAACACAAAAUAUAGGACAUUUAGAUCAAAAUCAACCACAAGUAUACUCGUUACUAUCUAGUCCUAACAGUCCUUCAUCAACAAAAAAGCCUCGUCGAAAAAAGACAACGAAAUUAGAAGAAACUAUUCCUGUGAUGAUUAAUCCACAGAUAACAAGAACGUCUACCGGUGUUACGUUCGGUGCGCCUCAUCAUCAUCAUUCUUCGAUGAUAUUACCAGAAUCUAUACCAUCCUUCGUGUCCACACGUUUUAUAAAUGGUCAUACGUUUCCAUUCAGAUUUUUUAUAGAACAUGAUUCAUGUGAUGCAAAUAAUAAUAUCAGUCAAAAUCAAAUUUCAUCCCUUUCAAUGUCUUUAAAUUCAUCAGUAUCAGUUCAAACUCAACAAAAUCCUCCAUGGUCAAAUGAUUCUGUGCCAGUUAGCAGUUCAAAUUCGAUGUCACAAAUGGUUGCAGAACCACAGCUCUUUGGAUCUAACCAAAUAAUAAACAAUAAACUUGAGGAAAGAGCAGCGUCAGCGUAUUCAACGCAGCAAAACGAAUAUAAAUAUCUUAAUCCAUCACUUACGUACAGUCGUCAAGGAUCCCCAAUUAGUCACUCCCACACUAUUCCAUCAUCCAUAUCUUCCAUAUCUGCAUCUACUAUUGCACCUGCAAGACCAAAGAACAAAUAUUCCAAAAGACUAGAUUCACGUACUUCUAUCGAACAGUUACAGCCUACACCACAAAUAUCUCUCUGUCCAACUACUUUUACACAGCCUACAGCUUCAAAUGGCUUGCCAUCUAUAAUACCAACAUCUGUAACUGCAACGCCGAUUAAAUCUGACGAACCUCCACUUGCAAUGGACAUAUCAACAACAACAAAUUUUAUACCAUUAACACCACCUGCUUCAAUAAGUUCAAUAAAAUCUCCACCGACUAACAUUAACAAUGAGUAUUCAUUGGUAUCAAUUCAAAAAAAUUUAUUACCACAGAUUAAAAAUAAUACUCCUGGCGUAAACUCAAUAGCAAAACACUAUAUUCAUGAUCAAGGAUUUUCUCGUAUGCAAAACACAAAUAAUAAUUCAUACACAAGUAGUUUGCCAUACAAUUUACAUCAUUUAUUAGCUGCUGCUAAUCAACAAUACUGUAUGGUUCCUUCUGACUUGAUACCUACAAAUAUUCUACCGAUAGCAUGUACUUCUAUUAUACCUGGAACUAUCACUCCUACUCCUUCCGUAUUAAUACCAUCUGAUAUAAAAAAGGAAAGAAAAAAAUAUGUCCGAAAACUUAAAGUGGUGCAAAAUCCUAUAGUGGAAAUUCCAACACACAAACAAUCUUUGACUUCUAAAUCAUUAACAACAGCUAUAUCUACUACUAAUACCACUAGAGAAAGAAAACAUAAAUAUUCAAGUAAGAAAGAUAUACGAACAAAAAACCAAUUACGACGUUUUGCACGUCGACAUCGAUUGGCUGUUCUGAAGUUCAUGAUGCGAAAGCGAAAACAACAAAAACAAGAACAAACAUCAAUACAAAAGCUUCCUGACGUCAAAACAGAACAAGUUGUACCAAAAUUAGUCAGCACUCAUAUGGUAAAUUCAGACAAAAUUGAGUCGCAUUUACCAGAUAUUAUUGCACCAACGACGUAA